CAAGCAGCUGCGAAGAUUUUCCACUCAAUCAUGUCCGAUAAAGUGAUCCUCUGUACCGGGGCCAACCAAGGCUUGGGGUUCGCCAUCAUCCAGGUCGCUGCUCUGCGCCACCCAAACCAUACCUACAUUCUCUGCAGCCGCGGUCUGAAUGCCGGACAGCAGGCGGUCCAGAAGUUGAGAGAUCUGGGCCUCACUGCUAAGAUCGAUUUAGUCCAGUUGGACGUUACCAAUGACCAGCAGAUCAUCGAGCUUGUCGACCAUGUUACUACCACGUAUGGUAGACUAGAUGUCCUAAUAAACAACGCCGGCAUCAUCCGUGUCCCCUCCCCCGACGACCUCUCCGCCGCCCGCGCCGCCUACAACGACAUUCUCAACGUCAACAUCACAUCCGUCGCCGUCGUCACCACGGCCUUCACGCCGCUGCUGUACAAAUCUGCCGCACCCAAGGUUAUUAAUAUCUCCUCCGGCCUGGGCAGCAUCCAGAACACCCUGACCAAGAAGAUGGGUCGCACGCCGCCCUACGGGGCCAGCAAGGUCGGCUUGAAUGGUCUCACCGUCCACAUGCAGGUCGCGGAGAAUGAUCGCAUUGAAGCUGAGGGUACGAGCGGAAAUGGAAAGCCGCGCAUCAGGUAUUAUGCGUGUGCGCCGGGGCUGCUCAAGACGGCGUUCACGAACUAUUGGGAUAAUGGCCGGUCGCCGGAGGAUGGGGCUGAGGUGGCUGUGCAGCUGCUGGGGGAUGAUGAAGAUACGUAUGAGGGGGGCUCAUACUGGCAGUUUGUGGAUGGUGAGAUGAAGGUUGUUCCUUGGUAG
Messenger RNA from Aspergillus heteromorphus CBS 117.55, 810 nucleotides. It is a transcript of the gene atsC, whose product is annotated as SDR family oxidoreductase. The transcript has 2 exons. NCBI's taxonomy places the organism in Eukaryota, Fungi, Ascomycota, Eurotiomycetes, Eurotiales, Aspergillaceae. Bases 31 to 810 code for a protein of 259 amino acids. The record is from RefSeq and is a predicted model, not a curated record. Gene Ontology annotation, molecular function: oxidoreductase activity.